AUGACCGCUUCCUCAUUCCCACCGCCACCCAUGUCCGACGCAAGUGUCUCGGUGCAGAUCAUACACGUAUCUCUGGAGGAUGUCAAGCACGUUUGCGACACGCUACUUCUCGUCAGAAACAGUCCGAACUUCAAGACGUCGAUGCAUAGCAAAGUACCAAAUCAGUCUUCUCCCUUCUGGGUUCUCUUUGGGGAUGUCCCACUCGGAACGGUUCGAGCUCCUCAUCUGCAAAGCACAGCGCACAAAAUGCAGAACGCAGACAAAGAAUUCGCAUCGAUGUCGAGGAUCCGCAAGGAUUGUCAUCUUGCCAUCAACCGCUCUCAUGCAGUAGCCGCCCGUGAUGGCCUCGAAGCGAUGAUCGCUGCCUUCGACGCCUACGAGCAAGAGGCAACUGAGAAUUUGACUGGAGCCGCGGGCUACAUGGCCGCAGCCAUGGCGCACGAAGAUGCGCUCGAGCAACUCGAAGCGAUCGUCUCGGCGCAGGGGUCGCACAAGGAAGCCGGGCACGGGCGAAGCGUCCAGUACAAAGCCGCUCUGACUGCUUUGCACGGCUGCGGCAAGGCACUGCAGGCCUACAACAUCGAGCCCACCGAAGAAGACGAUCUUCCUGAGGUCAUCUCCACACUGCGCGGGCGUAUGCCCAUCCAAUCUGGCGUCCCUUCCAGCGCCUUCGAAGUUGGUCGUGGUGGUGGCAGCUCUUUCACAUCGAGCAGCAGCAGCAGCAACAGCAGCAACAGCAACAGCAACAGCAGCAACAGCACCAUCACCACCACCAGCAGCAGCAGCAGCAGCAGCAGCACCAACGGCAGCAAUGGCAGCACUGGCAGCACCAGCAACACCAGCAACACCAGCAACACCAGCAGGAGCAACAAACGUGGACUCGAGGACGACGCUGAGGGGGCUCCAGUCAGAGUUUUUCGUUUUCGCGUCAAGGAAGAGGAGCCUUGA
Molecule: messenger RNA, 948 nt
Organism: Ceraceosorus guamensis
Lineage: Eukaryota; Fungi; Basidiomycota; Exobasidiomycetes; Ceraceosorales; Ceraceosoraceae
Exons: 5
Coding region: 1-948 (315 amino acids)
Source: RefSeq, a predicted model, not a curated record